Varanus komodoensis (Komodo dragon) is the source of this 2406-nucleotide messenger RNA. RefSeq names its product chromosome unknown C17orf80 homolog (gene MTNAP1). The transcript has 5 exons. Lineage: Eukaryota; Metazoa; Chordata; Lepidosauria; Squamata; Varanidae. Bases 177 to 1877 code for a protein of 566 amino acids. The record is from RefSeq and is a predicted model, not a curated record.
UGGCUUGCACUUUCAACAAGAGCUUUCUUUAACUCCUCUUUCAGUUCCAUUUAUUUUUAACAAAGGGUGGGAGCAACAAGCUGGGACGAGCGAUGCCGCAACGAGUAGAAUUGAUACGGAUCAUCACCGAUUUUUGAUAUUGCAGCGCUAGAACUUAAUCGGUCAAGAUUAAAAAGAUGGCUGGCAGUUCUCCAGGAAUAGAAACCUGUCCCUACUGUAAAAAGUCAUUUAAGCGGCUCAAGUCCCAUCUUCCUCACUGUAAGAUGGCAGUAAAUACACACUCAAAGGAAGUGCAGUCUCCUGUAAAGGUCUGUGGUUCUGCUACAUCUAAAUUGCUGAAUGCUGGAGAGAAAGGGGGACAGAUCCAAAGCACAGAAACUGCCUCCAAACAAAAUAAGAGCAAACUUGAACUGGCAAGCAAAAGGGUAAGAAAAAAACCAAAUUUCUUAGAGGUGCUGGAAAUAACUGGAACUGCAACAAACAGCAAUCCAUAUUUAGGUAAAGAUGUACAAAAGCAAACUAAGUGCCACACUGAAAAAACACACAAAACAGAAGGUGGCAGACAAAGAGCCUUAGAAAUGGUUCAAGCACAGCCUGAUAAGGUGUUUUCAGAAAUGAAUGUUGCAAAGAAUUCACCCACAAUGCAGAAAAGUAGAAGUAAAGCCACGUCUGAAGAAGAGAAACUAGCAUCUGGAAAAUCCACUUCAGAAUCUCCUAGUCAGGCAAUGAAACCCUCCACCAAACAAAGGCAAAGUAAGGAGGCAUCUGCACGGCAGAAUGUGUCUAGCAUGCUGGAUUCUUCCACUGACCAUCUUCAGUCUGUUCCUGAGGGAGUUACUGACAAAAAGGAACUAGUGAUUGAGAACCAUCAUGUAAAAGCAUUGAGGAACAGGUAUGAAUCCUUUGCUCAAAAUAUCCCCUUAAGUGAAACUACCACUGGCAACCACAAGACAAAACACUUGCCAGUGAAAUCUGCACUGGGAGAGGAAGAAAUGGCCUUGGACAGUGGGCAGCAACUGGUUAUUGUUAAGGCAGAUGCAAAGAGCAUGUUAGAUAUUGAGCUUGCACAGAAUGUUUGGUGUGGAAAGAUCAGAAAUGGUGAGACUGCUAUUCAGGCACACACAUCUAAUGACAGCUGCAGAAAGGUCUCCAGUGUCCCUGUUCAGCUGGCUGAAGGGGCAAACAGCAAAAUGGAUGAACACCCUUCAUUUUUCAAAGGAGAGAUCUCCCCCAGAGAACCUCCUGUUCAUACCAGGUCCAGCUCAAAUACUUGCCCCUCAUGGAGAGAGGCUCUCAGAGAAAGUGAAGACAAUGGAACACUUAGCAACUGCUUAACUAGUCUGGAAAAGGAUUUACAUUCUGGAACUGCCAUGAUGUUAGAAGGUAAAAAUUCAGGGGUGUCCUUGAGGCAACUUACACCCCUGGUGUCAGAUACGACUUUUCCCCAUUGGUUUACACCCCUGGACAGCAGCAAACAAUCACGUGCUUUGGGACUGGAGUGGUUUGCAGAACUGUAUCCCAAUUACUACUAUCUGGGCUUAUUUUCAAAGAAGCAACCUCAGUGGAAUACACGAAUCUCGGAAGGCCCAGUUCCCUGUCUACCUUGUGAUAGCCAUCAAGCUCCCCUGGCAGAAAGGCGCUUGAUAGAUGUAAAACUCCAAGACAUGCCUGCUUGGCUAGCCACUUGUAACUUGUCUCCACAGGGGGUGCUUGGAGCAACAUACAGAGCCUGGAAUAGAUAUUACAACAAGUACAUCAAUGUGAAGAAAGGUGGUGUGGCUGGAAUCUCAAUGCUGCUGCUGCUGGGCUACUGUGUCCUGAGCUACACCUGGAGCUACAAACACAUAAAACACAGUCGCUGGCGAAAAUACCACUGAAGAUGACAAAGGAGUAUGUACCUGGAAGGAACACGCGUGCAGAUUGAUCAUGCAUCUCGCCACAGAUCUGUUCUAAUAGGAACUGGACAUGUUGAGAACUGCUGUUGGAGCCACUGAAAUACUUCUUUUUGUCACCUGGAGUCACAAAUGUAUAACUAUUUCUGUUUAUUUUAUGGCACCCCUUGAAAGAAAGUUGUGGGUCAUGAUACAGAUAGAUGAACUAUUGCCACAUGUAGAAACAUGUGGCUUUCUGACAGAAGCCGACAGAUGUGGCACUGAUUUGGUGCCACGUGAGUUUUAAUAACUGUUUUCUGCUAUUAAAGACAACCAGAUUCAUUCUUGUCAUUUUAAAUAUAUGCAAUCAGUUCAGGUUGUUAUUUUAGUUUUUUGUUGUAAGCCGCCCCGAGGCUUCGGCGAAUGGGGCGGCAUAAAAAUGUUUUAAUAAAUAAAAUAAAUAAUAUGUAGCUGUAUUAACCUUGUGGAAAUGCUUCACAUGUGCAGAAUUAAAAUUCACCAAUUUCUCUUUCAA